GGAAAAGGAAAUAAUAAUUGACCAAAAAAGCCACGCUCUGUUGGGAAUGGUUGAAGUUUAAUUUAGAGAAAGCAGAAAACAAGGGAAGGUGUAAAAGCAUCAGUGAUAAAAAGGACAGUAAUCAGGUAUUUAACGUUUCUCACAGAAAGGACAGGAAGAAAUCAGCUCAAUUUGUGGCGGAAGAUUUAGAAUAAGUAAUAAUCUGCCCCAUCUUAAGGGCACAGUGGGAUGGGUUACGCUGUACAUGCCCUGCCCUGCGGCUCCUAAGAGAUACUGGGAAAAAAUGAAGCUAACAAGACCACAGAAGUGCAUUCACACAACGGCAGCGCUUUUCUCUUUAUGUCCUGAGGGAAAGGGAUGGGUUCACCUUAACACCAAGCAGCAACAGGACGCAGCACACCUCUGGUCCUGCCUGAUGUGGUGUUCUUGCCUCUUGUGGCAACCAGUGUUCUUGAAGUCCUGAGAUCUCUGAGGUGCAAAGUUGCUAUUUUUGUAACAAAACCAAGUGUUUUGUGUCAAGUGAAAAAAGCCGAGGAAAGCCGACAACAGUUUUGACCUGUGUACCUGCACUCGGACGCUCUCCCUUUCCUUCCCGGCACGUUCUCCAGCUACAGCCGGCAGAACGGCCGGACGCCCGUUUCCGCCCGGGGAUGGAUCCUCUCCCUGCUCGGCACCUGAGCUGCUCUCCAGCCCGGCCAGGCUGCGGGCUUUGCGGGGCUGCGGCCAGGCCGUGCGCCGCACAACGGAGCGGCAGCGCAUCCUCCAUCCCGGCCUGGCGUGCAGCCACGGCUUUUAUUCUGAAGCGAUGAUGUCAGGCAGCUCGGUGCGAGCCUCAGUGCCCCGCUGCGCGCUGCCGCCCCGGCCCCGCUCUCCUCCCGCACCAUCUCCGAUGCCUUCUUCAGAGCAGAGUAUGUUUUCCAAAAUCGCUUUGUCAGCCGUCAGCAUCCUGCUUGCUAAUUUGCGGCAUUUGCUCUCAUCUUUGAUGCAAUUCGUUCCAGCAAGGAAGUGGGUGGCUGACUCCCUGGCAAUGGGGAAUCUCCUGGCUAGAUGGAACGAGGAGCCAAGUGUGAGGACCUCUCAGCAGUCACAAGGUCUGAAGAAUUCACUGCCCAGUCCACCGAAAGAGGAAUUCACCUUGCCCACUUUGCAGUGCAUCUCUCCCUUAGUGCAGACAGUGGAGGAGACCCCAGAGCCCAUCCCAGCCAAGAUCAGAGGACAUAUUCCUGAAUGGAUUAAUGGGAAUCUUCUGAGGAAUGGCCCUGGGAAAUUUGAGUUUGGUGAGGAGAAAUACAACCACUGGUUUGAUGGUAUGGCCCUGCUGCAUCAGUUCCAGCUGAGGAAUGGCACGGUGACAUACCAGAGCAAGUUUCUGCAGAGCAACUCCUACCUGAUUAACAACCAGCACAACCGCAUUGUGGUCUCAGAAUUUGGGACGUUGGCAAUGCCAGAUCCAUGCAAGAGUGUCUUUGCACGCUUCCUGUCACGCUUUGACCCACCAAAGCCAAGUGACAAUGCCAAUGUGAGUUACGUUGUCUAUAAAGGAGACUACUAUGUCACCGGUGAGAACAACUGCAUGUACAAAGUGGACCCAGAAACGCUUGAAAUGAAGGGAAAGGUAGACUGGACCAAGUUUGUUGCUGUGAAUGGGGCCACUGCUCAUCCUCACUACGCACCUGAUGGGACAGCAUACAACAUGGGAAACUCCUAUGGGAAAUUUGGGACUACAUAUAAUAUCAUUGAGGUCCCUCCACAAAAGUCAAACUGCAACGAGACAUUAGAGGGAGCGAAAGUGUUGUGCUCCAUUGCUCCAACAGACAACAUGAAACCCUCCUACUAUCACAGCUUUGGGAUGAGUGAAAACUAUAUCAUUUUCAUUGAGCAGCCCAUCAAGCUGAAUCUGUUGCGGAUAAUCACUUCUAAGUUCCGUGGGAAGCCCAUUUCUGAAGGGAUUAACUGGGAGCCUCAGUACAACACUCGUUUCCACAUGGUGGAUAAGCGCACUGGGAAGGUGCUGCCAGGGCAAUGGUAUACUAAGCCCUUUGUUACUUUCCAUCAAAUCAAUGCCUUUGAAGACCAUGGCUGUGUGGUCCUUGACCUGUGCUGCCAGGAUGAUGGGAAAACUCUGGCUGUCUACAAGCUUCAGAACAUGAGGAAGAGUGGAGCAGAUUUAGAUCAGAUUUUUGGGUCGGUAGCCCGAACUUUCCCCCGUCGCUUUGUUCUCCCACUGAAUGUGAAUUCGGAUACGCCUGUGGGGAAGAAUCUGAACCCUCUGACUUACACGCUGGCAAAGGCUGUGAAAGACUCAGAUGGCAAGGUCUGGUGCACACAUGAAAAUCUCCACCCUGAUGGCUUUGAAAACUUUGGUGGCUUGGAGUUCCCCCAAAUUAACUACUCUCAGUAUAGUGGUAGGAGAUACCGUUACUUCUAUGGGUGUGGUUUUCGGCAUUUCAUCGGAGAUUCCCUAAUGAAGGUUGAUGUGGAGACCAAGGAUUUCAAGAUUUGGCAGGAGGAUGGAUCCUACCCCUCAGAGCCUGUUUUUGUGCCAGUGCCUAACGCCACGGCAGAAGACAGUGGAGUCAUCUUGUCUGUUGUGAUCUCCCCUGACGAGAACCGAAGUGCUUUCCUGCUUGUCUUGGAUGCAGAGACCUUCAGAGAACUGGGGCGAGCAGAAGUCCCAGUGCAAAUGCCUUAUGGAUUCCAUGGGAUUUUCAGUUCACGCUAAGAGAGAGAAAAGAGAGCCACCUCCUAUAUCUCAGGGCAAGGUUAGGCUCAGAAAGAAGCCUCUGCUUUCUUUUACCUUCCAACUUUACAUUAUGCCAAGGCUGAAGGAGCCACUUCUCUAAGGGUUAUGUUACUGCCGUGUUCAACAGGACUGAGGAAGACAGAAGCUCCAUCUCUCUAACAGCCCACUGCUUUAUCUUAGUUUUCUGUCUAACUUGCUAGAACACAUAGCAGCAGUUCACAAAGGCUGCCAGGCAUAAGGCUUGCAAGGGAGAAAAUGACCAUGACCUGUCAUGUCAUGGGUAGCAAUGUGCUCUGAAGGGAAGAGAGUAGUACAUGUCAGUUGCAGUGGCUUUGGCUGAAAAAUGUAAAGCACAAAAAAGAAAUAAAACCAAGGACUAACAUCUAGGUCCAGUGCAGGGCUGUAAUUAUGCCCCCACUGCACAAAGAUUGCCUUCAGUGAGCCUGAGAGAAUAGCUGAAAACGCUCACAGAAGCUGUACUCGUAGUGCUGUCUCUGUACACUAACUGUGCCCUCAAAUAAAACCCUCUGGCGUUUCUUCCUUA
Messenger RNA from Coturnix japonica (Japanese quail), 3287 nucleotides. It is a transcript of the gene BCO2, whose product is annotated as beta-carotene oxygenase 2. The record is from RefSeq and is a predicted model, not a curated record. Lineage: Eukaryota; Metazoa; Chordata; Aves; Galliformes; Phasianidae. Gene Ontology annotation, biological process: retinal metabolic process; carotene catabolic process. Gene Ontology annotation, molecular function: beta-carotene 15,15'-dioxygenase activity; carotenoid dioxygenase activity. Gene Ontology annotation, cellular component: mitochondrion.